GAAUUUUCUAACCUUUAACCAAUUUUUGUCGUUCUUUAAAAACGACAAAAUUUCACUUGUUAGAGAUGCCAAAAUGUCCUAUUUCCUAAAUGGCGAAAUAGGUUCUUCUUCAGCAAAUUUAAUAAGAAGAAAUAAGGAAAACUACCAUCAUAUGAUAACAGGCCAUGCCGAUCCUAUGGAUCUCUGGGGCAUGUAUUACUGGAAAGACAUUCCACAGAAUAACGCCACACUGUCAGAACCCGUAUACACCACACCACACUUGAUCCAUCACAUCAAUCCUGCUCUCAAGUUGAUCGUCAUUCUACGUGAACCAUCAGAAAGGACCUACAGUCACUACCUGUUCCGCCGUCUAGGUAACAGUGCGCGAGAAUUCCACCAUCACGCCGUGGGUAAUUUUACACUACUCAACACAUGUGUAAAAAACGUUGGCAGCAUGAGGGCUUGCUUGUUUAAUGAAUCGCUUUUGGAACAUUAUAAACGUUUUCCGAUCCAUGGUAGUUUUUAUUCCAUAUUAUUGAAGGAGUGGUUUUCAGUGUUUCCGAGGGAACAGUUCCUUAUCAUGCGCACCGAAGAUUAUUCCAGUAAUAUGACAUCCCAUCUACGCAAAAUAUUUAAUUUUUUGGAAGUUGAUGACAUAACAGAAACAGAACUAAACAAUAUGUCCAGAGUACCAGUACGAAGAAUAACAAAGCAUAAGAAAGCGAUAGGAAACAUGCUACCAGAAACUAAACUUUUCUUGUACAAAAUAUUCCAACCAUAUACCGAAGAGUUAGCCGAUAUGCUCCAUGACAAACGCUUUUUAUGGGAGGAGAACAGCAUCAUAUCGUCAUAAGAAUGAAUGUUAAACCUCGGUGUUGCUGUCAUGUUCUAAAAAUUGAAAUAAUAAAAAUCAAUGGACGAUUUUCUCAAUGGCUUGAAUAAUAGGAAGGCAUGUAUUGCUUGUUCAUUGAUUUCUAAAUAUAUGCACACUAGAAUACAAAUAUAAUUAUGAGUGCGAAGUACCAGUUGAAAAAAUUGUAUCUUCUGAGCCAGUGAAAAAGAAAAAAAACAAUUGCUGUAUAAAAACGUAGCUUGUUUUCUGCGCAUUUCUGAUUCCGAAUGUAUAUACAAUAGCGGAACAUCUCUUGUUCUCGAACAUUAUGUCCACUUACUCAAUGGAAGGUAUUUCAAAAGAGUCCAGAUUAUAGUUUCAAUAGUAACAUUUAAAUGGCUUUGUCAAAUCCGUAUUCAAUGUUAAGCAGAGAUUCAAUGACUUAUAAAUGAAGAGAGUACGAACAAAGCGAGAAGUGCUGCAGCUAUUUUGUCAUAAAAUGUAAGUCAGUCAUAGUCACUUGAGCGUUUGUUUCAAUUGG
This is a messenger RNA of Mizuhopecten yessoensis (Yesso scallop), 1352 nucleotides long. RefSeq names its product carbohydrate sulfotransferase 15-like. Gene Ontology annotation, biological process: hexose biosynthetic process. Lineage: Eukaryota; Metazoa; Mollusca; Bivalvia; Pectinida; Pectinidae. Gene Ontology annotation, molecular function: N-acetylgalactosamine 4-sulfate 6-O-sulfotransferase activity. The coding region runs from base 74 to 832 and encodes 252 amino acids. The record is from RefSeq and is a predicted model, not a curated record. The transcript has 5 exons.